AUGUCCCUUCGAAUUUUGUGCCCUCGAUCUGUCUCUCCAAAGUCGUCCUGCUCUGUUACCUUCUCACCAUUGCAACACUUGUCUUCAUCAAAGUGCGAAUUCUUUACGCCGAAGACAUUAAAACGUCAUGCAUCGCAGACUCUACGCCCGCUCAAAGGCGGUUCCUCCAUUUUGUCAAAACCAAGAAACCCAAGGAAGACAAUAGAAGAGCUUUACUUUAAAUUCGAACAAGAGAUUUCAAAUAACAAGGAAGGGACCAAGCUCUAUGCCGCAACGACAAUUGGAGCAUAUGUUUUCACCACCAGCACCACAGCGGCGUUUUGCUUUCUCUAUGCAGGUUGGAACUUUUAUACGACUACUGUCGACCCCUUGAUAGAAUUGAACCAGUUUAUCACCUAUGCUAUGGGAGGUAUAUGCGUGGUCAUGGGCGCUAUGGGUGCUGUAUUCAUCCGCCGUGGGACAGGCCUCAUAACUCGCAUUACCGCAAUCCCUGCCAGUGGCAGAACUCCCGAAAUUCGAAUAAAUGUGCGGCCAUUUUUUGGGUUCCUAAAGCCACGUGAGAUAAUCACCACUCCUUCGCAAAUAUCCUUAUCCGAACCUAUCUUUGUCUCGAAGCAGCAACUACGGGUACAAGAUAUGAGACAUAUACGUCAAGUUUUUCACGAGCGAGCUGUUGGACCACGUUUAUCGUUUUGGAAAAGUCCUUUGAAGAAAAUCAGCUAUGUCAUAUGGAAAACAUUUAUAAACAUGCGACGUGCGUUCACUCAGGAAGGAUUUGUUUACCUUGAAGUUAAGGGCGUCUCUGGCACAUUACGCCUGGAUAUCACAGGGUAUUUUGCCGAUGAGUUUCUCGCUUUUGAACGAUGUCUGGCUGAGGAAUCUAGUUAA
This is a messenger RNA of Paracoccidioides lutzii Pb01, 888 nucleotides long. RefSeq lists its product as hypothetical. Bases 1 to 888 code for a protein of 295 amino acids. The record is from RefSeq and is a predicted model, not a curated record. The transcript has a single exon.